This is a messenger RNA of Vicia villosa (hairy vetch), 1959 nucleotides long. RefSeq lists its product as uncharacterized. Lineage: Eukaryota; Viridiplantae; Streptophyta; Magnoliopsida; Fabales; Fabaceae. The record is from RefSeq and is a predicted model, not a curated record. Bases 1 to 1959 code for a protein of 652 amino acids. The transcript has a single exon.
AUGUCUGAACAUGCUGCCCCCAAGUGCCAUCUUUUGGCAGGAGUUUCCCCCGAACCAGUAAACUAUGCUCAAGGAAACCCUUACUCGAACACAUAUAACCCAGGAUGGAAAAGUCACCCUAAUUUCUCGUAUAAGAACAAUAAUGCCUUAUAUGCGCCUGGCCAAGCACCUAGUAUACCACUUGGAUAUCAAAAGGCACCCUUAGCUGAUCCUAACGUCCCUAGGAAAUCUAACCUAGAAUUAAUGAUGGAAAAUUUCAUUGCCACUCAAACUCAGACUAGUAAGGAUUUCCUAAACCAAAACAUACACACCAAUGAGAAAAUCAAACAGUUAGCGACUAAAGUAGACGCGUUGGCCACUCACAACAAGAUGCUUGAAACACAAAUCUCUCAAGUGGCACAACAACAAGCACCUACUGCCGCACCUGCCGGGACGUUUCCUGGACAUCCACAACCGAAUCCAAAAGGACAUGCUCAUGCUAUUAUUCUGCGAAGUGGUAGAGAGAUGGACGAAUCAACUGACCCUAGGCUUAAAAACCCUGCUAUGUUCCAAAGCCCUAGUAAAGCAACUGAGGAGGAAAGUGGACCCAAAGAUAAAUCAAGUAACCCAAAAGAGAAAGAGGACAAGGAAGGUGAGACGGAGGAAAAAGAAGCGCCAUAUGUACCUCCACCACCCUAUAAACCAUCUAUCUCGUACCCUCAAAGAUUCGAAAAAUCUAAAAGCAUAAGGCAGUUUAAGAAAUUUGUCGAGCUUCUUAAACAGUUGAACAUUAAAAUUCCUUUUACAGAAGCUAUUACACAAAUGCCCUCAUAUGCUAAAUUCCUAAAAGAAAUCCUAUCGAAUAAGAAAAAGAUAGAAGACAAUGAGACAGUAACACUCACUGCCGAAUGUACUGCGAUAAUUCAAAAUAAAAUGCCACCUAAGCUGAAAGACCCAGGGAGUUUCUCCAUACCUUGCAAUAUAGGAAAAUUUGUCAUAGAUAAAGCUCUGUGCGACUUAGGAGCUAGUAUUAGCCUAAUGCCUUUGUCCAUUUGCGAGAAACUUAACAUGGGAGACCUAAGACCAACCAAGAUGUCAGUACAACUUGCAAACCGUUCUGUAAAGUAUCCUGUAGGUGUUCUUGAAAACGUACCCGUGCGCAUCGGACAAUUUUACAUCCCUACGGAUUUCAUAAUUAUGGACAUAAAGGAAGACGUCAAUACCCCUAUAAUCUUAGGAAGACCGUUUCUGGCCACAGCUGGCGCUAUUAUAGACAUAAAGAAAGGCAAGUUGACAUUCGAAGUAGGUGAAGAGAAAGUCGAAUUUAUUCUAACACAAUUCCUUCAAGCCCCAGCUAAAGAAGAUACAUGCUAUCUGGUGGACGUUAUUGAUGAAUGUGUAAGAGAGAUAGGAUUAUCAGAAGAAUCUUACUCUAAAGUUAUAAAGAUUCCAAUGCCCUUGAUUUUCGAAGAUGACAAUUGGCGUUCGAAAUAUCGAGACGAUAGCUUAAGAGGAUGCUUAGCUUUAACACCCAACCAUAUGCCUUGCCCUAAGAAACCAACCUUGGACCUUAAACCAUUACCCAAGACUCUUAAAUAUGAAUUCCUAGACAAUGAGCUCAAAAGACCAGUAAUAGUCAACGCAGAGCUAGGAGGAACAGAGACUGAAAAAAUGUUACAAGUGUUAAAAAAAUACCCAUCUGCUUUAGGAUAUAACAUUUCCGAUCUAAAAGGAAUAAGUCCUUCCAUAUGUAUGCAUCGCGUCAUGUUGGAAGAAGAUUGCAAGGUCUCUAGGGAACAUCAAAGGAGGAUCAACCCUAUCCUGAGCACAGUAGUUAAAGAUGAAGUUACCAAACUUCUAAAUGCAGGAAUUUUAUAUCGAAACUCUGAUAGUCAGUGGGUAAGUCCGGUCUAUUGCGUACCAAAGAAAGGAGGCAGAACAGUUACCGUAAACAAGUCAGGCGAAUCUAUCGCUGAAUGA